Messenger RNA from Corythoichthys intestinalis (scribbled pipefish), 4698 nucleotides. RefSeq names its product gastrula zinc finger protein XlCGF57.1-like. The coding region runs from base 575 to 2368 and encodes 597 amino acids. The transcript is spliced from 2 exons. Gene Ontology annotation, molecular function: DNA-binding transcription factor activity, RNA polymerase II-specific; RNA polymerase II cis-regulatory region sequence-specific DNA binding. Gene Ontology annotation, biological process: regulation of transcription by RNA polymerase II. Gene Ontology annotation, cellular component: nucleus. The record is from RefSeq and is a predicted model, not a curated record. Lineage: Eukaryota; Metazoa; Chordata; Actinopteri; Syngnathiformes; Syngnathidae.
AGCAAAACUCAACUAAAGCACGCACAAGGCACAAAACAUUAUCAUGAAUACCUAAAGUCGUUUUCUUUCAACGAAAAUAUUAUUUAAUUGAACGUUCCCCUCUUUUAAGAGGAAUGGUUUACUUCCUUUCUUAUUGCUCCGCAAUAAAAUGCUUCUGCCUCAAAGCAAAGGAAAACAAAUGAGCGACUUCGCGACGGUAGGUAGCAGGUAGUACAGCUAUUUGGUGUCUUUCCCAUCAUGCAACCCUGGUCGAAAUGGAAAAAAGACUGGCCCUACAUGGCUUUGGACUGGCGAAAGUGGAACGUUUUUCCUCGCGGAUUUUUUUCUAUGUGCGCGCCUUGUUUUUCCUCACUUAAUUCACUUAAUUAAACCGACGCCUCGACGACGUGUCCAGCAUUAGCUACAUAACGGACUCAAGCCUCAGUCAAUCUACAAGUCUCGGGACUCGUUGUUUUGCCGCCUACUUUGGCCUAGCCUAGCCUAGCCUGGCUGGACAGUGUAGGUACACAAUCCGCUCUACACCGGCCGCUAACAAAGCUGCGAAGCACGUUGUCAAUCAAAUCAAGUGGAGAAAAUGUCUGCGAGUACGACACCGGCUGCAGUAAAGUUCCAGGAGGAACUUUGUGGGGUAAAAGAGGAGCCUGCGCGUCAGCAACACUCGAUUGUGUGCAAAAUAAUGCACGCAAAGGUUGUUCUUCACAGACAAGAAGGUUUCAUAAAAUAUCUUCGUGCUGAGCGGCAGGAGCCAGAAUCUCCUGGCGUUAAAGAGGACGUUGAGCUCCCCCAAAUCAAAGAGGAGGAUGAGCCAGAGCCCUGUCAACAGAAGCAACUUCCAAUCAAAAAGGAGGAGGAAGAGCUGCCAUUCGUUAAAGAGGAGGAAGAGGAGGAGCAUAUCACGAGGUCGACUGGUGAGCCCUUGAAGAGUGAAGAUGGUCCGAGUGAGGGCUGCAGAGGGGCAGAGCCUCCAAGCGGUUGCAGCAGCUGCUCAACAGAAGGAUUGCAAGCAGACAUUUUCAUCGCUCCAACAGACAGAAAUGGCGCGACGUCACGCUCACCUUACAAUGAUGAUGGUCAUCAGAAAUCUCACCAUGACGACAAACUCUGCAAAUGCUCUCAGUGUGGGAAAACAUUUGCUAAUGACAAAACUUGUCAUAUGCAUAUGAGGAUCCACACUGGUGAAAAACCUUUCGUCUGCUCAUUGUGUGGUCAAAGAUUCAGUCAAAAGAUGAACUUAAAUCGACACACGAGAACCCACACUGGCGAAAAACCUUAUGCCUGCUCAGUGUGUGGUCAAAGAUUCGCUCAAAAGCAAAACUUAUAUAGUCACGAAAGAACUCACACUGGUGAAAAACCUUUUUCCUGCUCUGUAUGUGGUCAAAGAUACAGUGACAAGAGCCACUUAAAACGACACACAAGAACCCACACUGGCGAAAAACCUUUUCCCUGCUCAGUUUGUGGUCAAAGAUUCAGUCAAAAGAUGACCUUAGAACGUCACACAACAACCCACACUGGCGAAAAACCAAUUUCCUGCUCAGUUUGUGGCCAAAGAUUCAGUCACAAGAGCAACUUAAAAAAACACACAAGAACACACACUGGCGAAAAACCUUUUUCCUGCUCAGUUUGUGGUCAAAGAUACAGUGACAAGAGCCACUUAAAUCGACACAUGAGAACCCACACUGGCGAAAAACCUUUUUCCUGCUCAGUUUGCGGUCAAAGAUUCAGUCGCAAGAGCACCUUAAAACAACACACAAGAACCCACACUGGCGAAAAACCUUUUGCCUGCUUAGUUUGUGGUCAAAGAUUCAGUCUAAAGAUGACCUUAAAACGACACACAACAACCCACACUGGCGAAAAACCAAUUUCCUGCUCAGUUUGUGGCCAAAGAUUCAGUCACAAGAGCAACUUAAAAAAACACACAAGAACCCACACUGGCGAAAAACCUUUUUCCUGCUCAGUUUGUGGUCAAGGAUACAGUGACAAGAGCCACUUAAAUCAACACAUGAGAACCCACACUGGCGAAAAACCUUUUUCCUGCUCAGUUUGUGGUCAAAGAUUCAGUCAAGAGAUGAACUUAAAACAACACACAAGAACCCACACUGGCGAAAAACCUUUUGCCUGCUCAUUUUGUGGUCAAAGAUUCAGUCAAAAGAUUAACUUAAAAAAACACACAAGGACCCACACUGGCGAAAAACCUUUUGCCUGCUCAUUUUGUGGUCAAAGAUUCAGUCAACAGAUGCACUUAAAUCGACACACGAGAACCCACACUGGCGAAAAACCUUAUGCCUGCUCAGUUUGUGGUCAAAGAUUCGCUCGGAAGGAUCGGAUGAAGAGACACGUGUGUGCUGGUGUGAGAAGCAGUGGCCAAUGACUGUUUUGCCUGUCAACGCUGCUGGCUUCAUCAGAUUUUGCACGCGGGUUAGGGGUUAUAUUGGUAGUUGUGGUACACUGAUUGUUGUGAUAGCAUUUUUGUUUGGACUUUGCCAUUUUGGUUUUUGCCUUUUUCUGGCCAUCAACGCCUUUCCUUAGUUUUCUCGCCGACUCGGUUCAUGCCUCUUUCGGUUUGUAUUCUUACGCACUUCUGGCGUGCUCCCUUGUUUUUUUUGCAAUGAAUUCUACACAAACUACCUCGUCUGUGUUGGAUCCAUAUUAUACAGCUUGCCGUUUCGUUACAAAAUGGCAUUUUUUAUAUGAUACUCUCCCUUUCGAACUACACUUUUCACAUUUAUAUUUGAAACAGAAGACCCCAAAUUAAAAAAAUUCUAAAUCAUUUCUAAAUAUUGUCAUUAAAUAAAUAUGGAAAAUUAGAAUAUAUUGUUCAAUAUUGCAAAAAUAUAUAUAUAUAUUUUUUUAUCAAAAAUACUGGCUCAAAUUAGUUUUUUUGUGGAGGAAUAAUGUAUACGGUAUAAAUAUCUUUUGGGUACAUGAGCAUUUGAUUAUAUACGUGUUGAUCGCAAAAAAUUCUUAACUGGGCAUGCUCUGUGAGAACACGUCACAGGCAGCACAGUACCGUAUUUAUUCUGUGCAAAGUGUCGGUCACUUUCAACAAAUGGUAAUUGGUCCUGUGAAAAAUAAUGAAAACCAGAGCUUUUCAUGAAUUUAUAAAACCUGGCCGGACACCCAUGAACAGGACGUGAAAAGUGGACAUGUACGGGCAAAAGAGGACGCACCCUACCUUAUUAUGGAUAUUACACUUUUAUGACCUGUUAAUAAAACACUUAGCAAGAUACAACUACUGUACUCCCAACAACAAAAAUUUGGAAAACAUGAAGAUAAGUCAAAAAACAAUUUUAUUAACUCCCCAGCUUUUGCUGACAGCAACAGAUGUUACAGGAAGUAAACAUAAAAUGCAUUGUUUUUCACUAAUUGACUGCCAUUGAUGACGAGUUAACGAUGUAAUAAAAAGGUCACACAGCAAUUCCCAGCAUUUUACAUGAGUGACAAUGACACACGUUGAUUACAAAAUAAAAUGCAAAAGGAUAAAAAGUAUUGUGUAAACAAACUGGCCAGUUACCUUUAAAAAAUGACUUGAAAUGGUUUUGUAUAACCUUCCCAAGAGGAUAAAAAAAAACAAGUUCAUUAAAGAAUUGUCCAUAUGAGUGAAUCUGAGUGUGAAUGAUUGUGCGCCCCCCACUUGACUCCGGUGUGUUCAGUCAAGGCUCAAGGUCAUCUGGGAAAGGCUCCUAUUCAGCAACUAUCAUACUGAUGAGGUAUGGAAAAAUUGAUGGAGGAUCUGUCCCCCCCCUCCCUUCCUGAGGAUACACUGAUACAUAUACAGUGGUACCUCUACUUAAGAACGUCUCGACAUACAGAAUUUUAGGUUAAGAAACGCCUCAACAGGAAUAUAUUGCCUCUUAUUACAAAAGGAAUUUCAGGAUACGCAAGACAAAAAUACAGUACAACUGGUAUUUGCAGAUCCCAAAGUUUACUGAACGUAACAUACUGUACUUCCGAAGCACCAGCCUUGUUUUUUUUUUUUUAUAUAUAUAUCUAUUUGUACUUGUUUUUCUUUUUUUAAAGUUCCACUUUAUUUCUACUGUAUGUUUAUGUGUGUAUCCCAGCGUGUUCAUUCGCCCCUCAUGUUCCGAAAGUUUUACAUGAGUGGAUUAACUUUUAUUCAUUUUUCUUGUUUUUUACAUUAUGCACAACUCUGAUUGUGUGAUUAUUGCGCAAUAAUGUAAUUGUAACAUGUAUUUGUUUCAUGUUUUGAUGCAUUAUUAUGCAUUUUAAAAGAUGUCAGAAUUUUGGGGGAUUUGGAAGAGAUUAAAGCAUUUACAUGAAAAAUGCGUCUCUACUUACAGAUUUUUUUUUUAAAGUUAUGAACCUACUUAACCGAUUAAUUUUGUAAGAAGAAGUACCACUGUAUUAGCAACGGUAUCAGUGCUGUGUCUGUACUCAAACCAGUCAUAUAACGCAUAUGCGGCUAGGAAGCUAGAACACAAUCGUGUGAUCAGGUAUCAUUACGGUUGACCGAACACAAUUCCAAAAUUCAGUUUGUUACUAAAGUUUAAACUUUCAGCAGGUUCAAGAAAUUUUUUCGCUUGUGUUUUUGAACAAAAUUUGAUCAAAUAAAAAUAAUUUCCAUCCAAACUAUCAAGUAUUGCUCUAUUUUUAACCAUAGUAUUAUUGCAUCCACAAAAUAGAGGCACUUCAUUUUAGUACUACAUUAUUAUAAUUACUGAUAUACAAGCAAAGUUAUUU